Molecule: messenger RNA, 2101 nt
Organism: Moneuplotes crassus
Lineage: Eukaryota; Ciliophora; Spirotrichea; Euplotida; Euplotidae
Source: the annotation of a GenBank genome assembly
UUUUAAAAUGGAAGUUGUUUCCCUCGUGAAGAUCAUGAUUGAGUGUGGCCACAGUCAACACUUAACAAGAGAAAGAUCCUUGAGAGCUUUCUGUGAGCAGUUUGAGCAAACAAAAGACUCCCUUGGGGAGGAAGUUACACUAGAUGCUAUUUACCAAGUCUUGAGGCUCAUGUUUAAGUCGAGAGAGUGGGAGUCUAGAUAUGGCGCAAUUAAUAUUUCUGUCAAAGCCUUGGACAUGACCCAACUAGCUCCUGAUUCUGAAAUAUUCCAACAGUUCAAAACUUUCUUAUUUGAAAAAUGCCAAAUUCUCUUCAUUGAUGAGGAGUUCAGAGUCAGGAACAAUGUAGGAGACAUCAUGAAGAAACUCAUUAAGGUUGAUGGCAGUAAAAUCUACGAUGAAUUCAAAGAUUUACUGUUUACAAACAUCAGGGAUACUUUCAAUAGAGAUCCUAAAGGCAGUGAUGCAUCAAGCAACCCAAAUAUUGAAGAGAAAAAGGAAUCUUUACCAAAUAGUCAGAAAAUUAUUACUGAGAAACACCCCAGCCUAUGGGAUAAACAAACAGAUGACAUGCACGAUACAGAAGGAUGGAAGUCAUUGGAAACCUCAAUGAGGCUUCUACAGAAGAUGAUCGAAGCUCUUGGCACAGACUUCUUGAUAUUUGAUUUCAAAGAAGUUACUGAACUUCUUUUAAAAGCAGCAAACCAUUUAAACAGAUUCGUAAGAGAAAUCUCUUACUUUGUUGUUGAGUCUUUGUACAAAAUCUCUGAGAAAUGCGAUGAAGAGAACAAGAAAAGGUUUAUCGAACUCUGCUCUGACUUAAUCCCUGUUACUUCUCAAGGACUAGCAGACAACUGGAGUCAAGUCAGAUUUGCCUCCUGUUGUGCUGCAAGAGCAUACUAUAGUUUUGCAAAGACAAAUGAUUUCUUAAGGCAAGAAUAUGAUAAGGUCCUCAUUCCAAGGUUAUGCCUAAAUAGGUAUUAUGUAGCUGAAGGAGUAAGGAACUAUUCUAUUGAAACUUGGAGGCAAGUCGCAGAAGAGAAAGGAAUCGAGCUUGUCAUUGACAAUGUAGAAUAUAUCUGUCAAUUUUAUAUCUCACAAUGUUUGGCAGAUAAUCAUGCAGUAAGAGAAGCAGCUUGUCACUGUAUCUCAGAAUUAUGCACUAAAGUAGCUAAUGUUGAUCCUGAGCCUUUCAGACCAUAUAUUGACGACCUCUUAGGAGCUCUUAUAGACUGCUUCAAGGAUCAAAGUUGGCCAGUCAGAGAUUCAGCUUGUAUCUCAUGUGGAAAAUUUGUCCAAAGAUUCCCAGAAGAAAGUUCUAACAGAAAGGAAGAGUUAUUUGCUCUAUGGAUUGCCCAUCUCUCAGACAACAUUGCAUCAGUUCGUGAGCACUCUGCUAUGGCUCUGAUGGAUGCAAUGGAUGCAUAUGAGGAUGAAAUAGUUGAGCUCAUAAAAUCUGAGAUCAAAGAGAACUUAAUGAAAGCCAAGAACGAUCAGCAGAAAGAAUCUACUAAACACUCUGGAUUGAGCAACACUUCUACAUUUGGCGUUGUUAGACCAAUAGACAAUGAGGAAGAGAAGCAUGCAGACCAGCAACUGUUUUCAUGUGGCUCCCUUGCUCCAAAGCUUAAGAGAGGAGGUGGAUGAAUGGAUCAUGGAUUCACCAGAGAUAAAGAGCCAUGGGAGCAUUCAGACGGGUGUAUCUAUCUUGUCAGAGAGUUAUCCAGAACUAAGAGAGCAGCACUAGUUGCCAACUACCUAGAUUCUUUGAGCGAACUUGGAUUCGUUGAUCAUUUUAAGCAUUCAGCUCAUCUCAAAGAGAACUUGUUCAAAUCGAUAAAGACUAUCAUGCAUAAUUUGAAGAAGAAGUUUAGACCAUUCCUCGAGAUGUUCCUUGAUCCUCUGUUUAGAAAUAUAAAGCAUCAAAACAGGAACUGCGCAGCUGCUGCAGAAGAUUGCUUAUUUGCUAUGGAAUCCCAGUUUGGAAAGAACAUAUUCAAAGCAAUCCUAGAAAGUGAAAACCCAUCAUUUGCUGAAGAAUUUGCAAGAAUCAAGGGAGAUUUUCAUCCACCAGUUUAAUUCUUUCAAUUAAUCAUAUAAAAA